Molecule: messenger RNA, 1744 nt
Organism: Eriocheir sinensis (Chinese mitten crab)
Lineage: Eukaryota; Metazoa; Arthropoda; Malacostraca; Decapoda; Varunidae
Product: U6 snRNA-associated Sm-like protein LSm3
Exons: 2
Coding region: 201-584 (127 amino acids)
Biological process (GO): P-body assembly; mRNA splicing, via spliceosome
Cellular component (GO): P-body; U4/U6 x U5 tri-snRNP complex; catalytic step 2 spliceosome
Molecular function (GO): RNA binding; protein heterodimerization activity
Source: RefSeq, a predicted model, not a curated record
CUGAGUAUUGUGGUAAUAUUACAGGUGAAUCAAAUGUGAGUAUAUAAACAUUUAUAGCCGAGUCGCCUCCCCAAGCCAGGCCCGAGACGUUCUGUGCCGCACGUGAGGCGCCGCUGUGCCUUUACUUCGUGUGUUGACCCGCCAGGACCCCGACGUGUGUGUCAGCGCCUCAAGGAGCAGCACACAGGUUGGAAGCAGAAAUGGCAUCCCCAUCCCCAUCCAAGUCACCAACCGGCCAGAGCCCCGGGAAGCCUGGCCGGCCUUGUGCCCAGCCAUCGGACCUCAUGCUGCCCACACAGAGAGUCAAGAUGAUCAUGAAGAGCUGCCCUGAUGUGGAGACAGUGCCCCAGGAGACUCUUCACCUCGUAACCAAAGCCACUGAGCUCUUCAUUCAGCACCUGGCCCAGGAGUCCCACAAGAAGGCUGCUGAUACCUCCACUCUGAGCUAUGAGGACCUGGCCAUGGCUGUGCACACCCUAGACCACUUAGAGUUCCUCAGGGAGACCAUCCCACAGAAGAUUACCUGGGCUGAGGUGCAGAAACUCAUGGAGAAAGGCAACAAUAAGUUUGAAGGAUUUCAAUAGUGAGAGAAAAAAAAAUAAUGGAUUUGUGAUAUAAUCAGUAUUUUUGUAUGCUUGUACUUGUACUUUCACAGUCACAUAGAGCAAUGGAACAAAUAAGUUAUAGUGGAUGAAUGCAACUUUUCACUGAUGUGAGUAACUGAAAUAACAAACGUAUGACAUGGGUAUGUUUUCUGUUUGUUGGAACAUUGCUUUGUGGGGUUUUUUGUGUGUGUGUGUUCCUGUUUUGCCCUUGAGCUGCUGCCUUUGUUGUAAAAUAAUGGGAAAAAAAGCUCCUAACCUCAAGUAAUUUUAAAUAUAGGAAAGGAUUAGUGAAAUUCCAUAGGAAACUUUGUCUACUCAUACCUGGAUGCAGUAUUAAGGGUUUCACUUUGUUUUUGGUGUCUUCCAUUACUCUGAGUUCCAGUUUUUGUCAUGACCCCUCAACUUGUCACAGCCAUAUCAUGUGCUUACUCCCCAAGUUCAGCACAUUGGUCAUUCACUGUAUUCACUAUAAUCCCACUAAAGUUUCAUUACUCUGUGUAACUAUUACCACAACCCAUCUUAUCUUAGUGUGUUAGGUAGUACAUGGUAGAAGUAUUUCUAUAUGAUGGAAUUUGAGAUGUUUUCACAUUCACUUGUGUGUGGCAGUGGGUAGAUGACAUUAAAGAGACAAGAUGUUGUGUGAAUGAAGGUCAAAAUUGGAGGUAUAAUGCAAAGCCUCUCUAAAAUAGCUAGAUCCAGGCACUAUAAUAAAUGCAAAGUGCAGCAUUCGUUUAAGUUUGUUGAGGAUACCUUUUUUUUUCUUCUUUUUUUUUUAAGGAUGAAAGGGUCAAAAUCAUCUCUAAUCACUCAUUCACUGCAAUAGCAUCUCUAUUCUGGUUAACAAUGUCAUUUUAUGAAGUAUGCCAGAAUAGAAUAAAUAAAGAAAUGAUCGUAGUUAGAGUACUUAGAGGUGAUUUUAAACCUCUGACAGGAUACUAAUUAUAUUGUCAUAAGCUCAACAAAUCCAUGAAUGGUGUCCAGAAUAAAUGAAACUGAUGCUGUGGUUUGUAUUUGUGGUGCCCAGUGGUGAAAACUGUUAACCAAUGACAUUGAAUAAAUGCAUUGUUAAUAAUGACAACCUGUUAGCUUCAGGGGAAAAAAUCACUACCAAAGGUUACAGAAUAUACCUCAGUAUGUUG